Molecule: messenger RNA, 945 nt
Organism: Vitis riparia (riverbank grape)
Lineage: Eukaryota; Viridiplantae; Streptophyta; Magnoliopsida; Vitales; Vitaceae
Exons: 6
Coding region: 1-945 (314 amino acids)
Biological process (GO): signal transduction
Molecular function (GO): copper ion binding
Source: RefSeq, a predicted model, not a curated record
AUGGAUGACCAGCUCAGUAGAGGGCAAGAGAUCUCUCCAGCACUUGUAAAAGCCAUCGAAGAGUCCAGAUUCUCCGUCAUCGCUUUCUCUGAAAACUAUGCUUCUUCAACAUGGUGUCUGGAGGAACUUGUCAAGAUUAUUGACUGCACCAAGGCGAUGGGACAUGCAGCUUUACCAGUCUUCUACAAUAUGGAUCCCGCUCAUGUGAGGAAACAGACAGGGAGUUUUGCACAAGCAUUUGCUAAGCAUGAAGAGGUUUAUAAGGAGCAGAUGGAGAAAGUGAUCAAGUGGAGAGUGGCUUUGACAGAAGCUGCCAAUAUUUCUGGAUGGGAUUCUCGAGAUAGUGUUCGAAGUGUAGGAAUUUGGGGCAUGGGUGGCAUAGAUCCAAGGAAUGUGGGGGCCUCCGAUUCACAUUUUCUAAUUGCUUCACUGUCUGAGAAUGAAAGCAGCAACUUUGUGGCAGCUACAUUAAGGGAAAUGCAAAUGGUUCAGCCAACAGAGUAUAGGCUUCACAGUAAUGGUACAUCUGCCUCCAAAUUGGUGUAUGCUAGGUUGAUGGGAUUGGCUGUGUGCGCGAUUGUUGUAGUUAAGGGUGCUGUCCAUGAUUGCCCUGAACACCAGAAUUCUUCAGAUGAAGGGCACAGAUUCAUUAAAUCAGAUCACAUGUGGCUUGGGUAUCAACCAAUUUCUCGAAUUGGGAUUGGCCACGCCAAUUGGCUAAAUAAACUGAGUCAAAUUCAGGCUUCAUUCCAAGUCUAUGGCCCAUCUUAUGGGGUGAAGAAGUGUGGGGUGAGGGAAGCUUCAUAUACAAGGCUUUGUAGUGCCAAGAACAUUUUAACAGUAAAUGGACAAUUUCCGGGACCAACUAUAUAUGCUAUGAAAGGAGACACGAUCAUUGUCGAUGUUUAUAACAGGGGAAAAGAAAACGUCACCAUUCACUGGUAG